CUGGGCGGGGCGGCCUCGGGCGCGGCCUCGCGGGGCUCCGCUCGGCCGCGCUGCCCCCGGCUCACGUGCAGAACUGGCCGCCGUAACAGCUGAAUGUCUGCGGAGUGACUUUUGCUGCUAUGGUGUGUGUACGUGGGUGUGUGUGUGUAAAUCUGACAGCAGCCAAAGCAUUGAAAAACAAGUCUACAAAGAAGCUACAGAACUGAUGUAUGAAAGAAGCUUGCAAAACCAGUCUAAGAACUUCAAAGGCUGAAGAGGGCAGAACGCAGAGCAAGAAGGAAUCGCCCUACAAUCGCAACCUGCCAACAGGGCAGAAGGGAUGAUCUUUGUCUGACUUAGCGGGAUCCACAGACCUGUAUGAAGAAGUAUGAUUGUAGAAAUGGGUGAGAACAACAAAGCUUCAGAUUUGUCUGCCUGCAAAGAGGAGUGUCAGGUGUGUCCAAAAAGACCUGACUCCAUCCCCUGUGGUCAGUCUGGCUGGCCGCCAAACUACUCCCAGCAACUUGAGACUUGGUAACACCUUCACCUUACUCACGGGCACUGGGAGGACGGUCUGUGUGUUUGUUUCUUUCGUACGAAUGUAUGAAUGAACAGUACGCCCUGUGUGUAGAACACCAUCCAAGGGGCUCCUCGCCCGGGAAGGCAGAGGAAGCUGCUGUGUUUCCUGCCUUUGGAAACAGGGUCACAGUGAGUGUGAAGGUGGAGGAGGGGACCUCAGACAGGAUGCAGCCCACCAGGGCACUGCUGCAGCCUGGUGAUUCCUGGCCAGAGCAGCUAUGGACCCAACCUCCAGAUGUGUCUCUGAAGGAGGUGGCACAGAGGGACAGCCUAGGGCCUCGGGACCAGCCACCCCAUGGCCUCACAAAGGAGUCCACGCCCAACCCUGAGUCAGAUGAGAAGCCAGAUGCAGGGGCCCUGGGCAGAGCUCAUCAGCAGCAUCCUGAAGAAGGGCCUGCAAACCUGGAGCUGCCGAGGACUUCCCCAGGGAGGCUGGGGGAGAGGGGCGCCCUGAGCCCUGAGCAGGGCCAGCUGCAGAAGGGGCAGGGCAGGCUGGCAAGGCAGGGGGAGAGCAUGGAGCUCCGGGAGGCCUUUGAAAAUGUGGCUGUGUACUUCACGCGGGAGGAGUGGGAGCUGCUGGAGGAUGCACAGAAGGGGCUGUACCGGGACCAGAUGCUGAGAAACUGCCGAGCUCUCGUUUCCCUGGGAUAUCGAGGUCCCAUGCCUGACUUAAUUCUCUGCAUGCAGCGAGGACAGGAGGAGCUCUGGGUCAGUGAUGAGAAGGACCAUGGGGACAUCUCUAGAUUGGAGGACCUGUCACCAGGGGGCGCCUGGCUGCUGAGCAGACCUGAGGAGCACAGUCCUAAGGCAGGGCCAGCAAAUCUGGAGCCAGCCCAGACUUCUCUAGGGAGUUUGGGUGAGAUGGAGUCUUUGACAUCUGUGGAAGAACAAUGGCUCAAGAGCCAGGGAUGGCCCCAAAAGCAUAUGGAGAAUAAAGCAGGGAAGCAGGCUCCAUCUCUCCUUGGGCGUGAAAGUGGAGAAGGGAGCGAAGCCAGAGGGAGCCCUCGGCACAGGGAAGAAUUUGUGGAGCUGAAGAGCCAUGAGGGAAAGCUCUACCAGAGGGACACCCUGCAUCUGAACCAAGCAAGCAAGGAGGGCCUCGGAGGGAAGUGGGAGGUCCCCGCUGAGCCCAAGGGCAGAUCCCACCCCUGUCCUGAGUGCCAGAAAAGCUUUAGCUGCCCUUCUCUCCUAGUUUUGCACAGGAGAAGCCACAAUGGGGAGAAGCCCCACCUGUGCACCAAAUGUGGGAAGGACUUCAGCUGCCUCUCGACCCUGGAUCAGCACUGGUGUCUGCACACAGGAGAGAAGGCAUAUCUGUGCCCUGAGUGUGGGAAGAGCUUCACCCGGUCCUACAGCCUGGCCCAGCACCAGCGCAUCCAUACAGGGGAGAAGCCAUAUCAGUGCCAUGGGUGUGGGAAGAGCUUCACCCGGUCCUACCAACUAACCAUACACCAGCGCAUCCACACGGGGGCAAAGCCACAUCAAUGUUCUGAGUGUGGGAAGAGUUUCAUCCACUCCUCCAGCUUGACCAAACACCACCGGAUCCACACAGGGGAAAAGCUACAUCAGUGCUCUGAAUGUGGGAAGAGCUUCACCCACUCUAGCCUGGCCCAGCACCAGCGUGUCCACACAGGGAACAAGCCACAUGAGGUCUGUGAGUAUGUAAGUGUUUCAGCCACUCCUCCAACCUGGCCAGACACCAGCAUAUCCACACAGGAGAGAAGCCAGGUCAGUUCUCUGAGUAUGGGAAGAGCUUCACCUAGUGUUCCAACUUGGCCCAGCACUAGCGCAUCCAUGCAGGGGAGAAGUCCCAUUAGUGCUCUGUGUAUAGGAAGAGCUUUACUCACUUCUUCAGCCUGGCGAAUCACCAGCAUAAGUACACAGGAGCACAGCCACAAAAGCGCUGCAAGUGUAGGAAGAGUUUCAUCCAGUCCUUCCACCUUGCCCAGCACCAGUGCAUCCACACAGGGAAGGAGCCACAUUAUUGUUCUGUAUGGGGGAAGAGAUUCAGAGAGUCUUCCAUCCUGAGGCAGCACCAGCACCUCCACAUGACAGAGAGGCCACACUGCGGAUCUAUGCAUGAGAAUAUUUUCCAGGACUCCUGCACCCUGGCCAAACACCAGUGCAUCCACACUGGGGAGCACCCAUAAUUCUGCCAGCAGUGCAGGGAGGGCUUGGGGAUGCCUGCCUGCUCAGCUCCCGCCUCCUGCUGCUGGAAUGCAGAAAGAUUUCACGCAGCCUUUGGGCCUUGUGGGGCACCCCAGAACUAGAAGGAUCCAGAGGCUGGCUUCCAAGCUUUGAUUGUGGGGAGGGGCCAAGAGGAAACACUGGGCAGAGGCCAGCCCAGACACUGGGGGAACCUGUAAGGAGACUAUCUUUGUAUCAACUUUGGAGCCUGUGCUUUUGCCAUCGUUCUAAAAGCAGCCAGUGUUCUCGGGGCAGAAGCGCCUUCCUAGUAGGGUGCCCUCCCCCAGACAGGUGGCUCCAAGUGCCUCUAGGACCUGUCCUUGGCCCUCCUGUGCCCACUGGGGCCUGCAAGGAGGUGCUGCUGCUACCCCUCAGCCCAUCUUGGCAUGUUUUGCUUUUCAGUUUCUCUCCAGAGCUCUGCACCCCUGGGUGCCUGCCACUUCUCUGCUUUCCUGCCCUUCGCAGCACUCUGUAAUGCAGCCUGUGGUCAGAAAGCUGCAGCACUGAACACUAUAUCCCUGUGUCUGGUCUCCUGACCCUCUCCAGAGCUGUGAGAUGGGAACCAAUCAAGGCCCAGAACCUUUCCAGGGCAGAUCUCCCUGUGAAUUCCCAGCCCUUUCCCUUUGAGGAUUCACCAUGGUCCAAGGAUUGUUGCAAACACUUUGGCGCAGAAGUUGGUCACGCUCAAGGCCUCUUUUCCCUGUGUACUACUGUGCAGCAAGGCCCCUGCCCUUUGGAAGAAGCCUGGGGCCAGUAGAGUGCCUUUUCUGGACAUCCUGAGUGAAUAUAUGGUUUUCAUAUGACUGGGAGCCACCCAGAGCUCAAGUUGCCUCUGUCUCCUCACUAGGGAGUGCAGGGCAGACACACAUGGGUGCAAGCACACACUAGACUCACUGGUCCCAUUUCUCCUUCUGGUCCAGGAAAGCCUGCUGUCUCUUGUCCAGAGCCAAACGUUAGCAGGGCUGCAUCCCCUGCAGGGAGCAAUAACUCCUGAAAGGAAUCCUAGAAAGUUGGGGUUGGGAGGGACCUCAGGAGGUCACAUCUAGUCCAGCCCCCUGCUCCAAGCAGGACCAGCCCCAACUACAUCAUCCCAGCCAAGGUUUUGUCUAAGCAGGUUUUGAAAACUUCCAAGGAUGGAGCUUCCCCCACCUCUCUAGGUAACCUGUUCCAGUGCUUCACCACCCUCCUAGUGAGCCCAUUGCUCCUUGUUCUGUCAUCUGCCCCCACUAAGAACCGUCCAGCUCCAGCCUCUCUGCAACCCCCUGCAGGGAGUUGAAGGCUGCUAUCAAAUUCCCCUUCAGUCUUCUCCAGACUCAAUCAGCCCAGUUCCCUCAGCCUCUCCUCACAAGUCCUGUCCCCCAGUCCCCAGCCAUUUUCCUUGCCCUCUGCUGGACUCUCUACAACGUCUCCACAUCCUUUCUGUGUGGGGGGACCACAGCUGGACACAAGACUCCAGAUGUGGCCUCCUCAGUGCUGAAUAGAGGGGAAGAAUCACUGCCCUCCAUCUGCUGGCAGUGCUCCUACCAAUGCAGCCCAGGAUACCAUUAGCCUUCUUGGCAGUAAGGACACAUUGCUGGCUCCUGUCCAGCUCCUUCUCCCCUGUCCCUCCAGGUCCUUUUCUGCAGAGCUGCUGCCCAGCCAGUUGCCCCCAGCCUGUCCCAGUGCAGGGGAUUGUCUCAUCCUAAGUGCAGGACUUUGCACUUGUCCUUGUUGAACCACAUGAGAUUCCUUUUGGCCCAAUCCUCCAAUUUGUCUUGGUCACUGAAUCCUAGCCCUGUCCUCCAGCAUAUCUACUGCUCCCUCCAGCUUGGUGCCAUCUACAAACUUGCUGAGGGUGCACUCUGUGCCAUCUUCCAGGUUGAUGAAGACAUUGAACAAAACCGGCCCCAGGACCGGGGCACUCCAUGCAAGACCAGCUGUCAACUAGACAUCGAGACAUUGAUUUACUACCCUCUGAGCCCGUGCUUCAGUCAGUUUUCUUUCCCCCUUACAGUCCAUUCAUCCAACCCAUACUUCCUUAGCUUGCCUGCCAGAAUUUUGUGGGGGACCAUAUCAAAAGCCUUGCUAAAAUCAGUGUAUAUAACAUCCACCAGUCUCCCUGCAUCCACAGAGCCAGUCACCUUGUCAUAGAAGGCAAUUGGAUUGUUUAGGCAUGAGUUGCCCCUGGUGAAUCCCUGCUACUUUAUCCUAAUCACCUUUUUCUCCUCCAAGUGCUUCAAAAUGGAUUCCUUGAGGAUCUGCUCCAUGAUUUUUUCCAGGGACUUAAGUGAGGCUGACCGAUCUAGUUCCCUGGAUCCUCCUUCUUCCCUUUCUAAAAAUGCCUGUGUGGGGGGUGUGGGGCUUUGACAUGAGGGUGGAGUGGACAGCCAGUGGUUUGGGGGUGACCUGGGCAUAGCUGUGCCUGUGUUCUGCUCGGGGCCAUUCCAGGCAUGUGGGCUUUGCUGGCUGCCACGCGGAGCUGGCUGCGAAUCCUGGCCUCAACCCGCUUCUGCUACGUGUGUCAGGGGGUGUCCUGUUUUUAAGCCUUCCUCCCAGGCACUGGGUGUGUGGCCAUGUCCUGAGCCUUUCUGGAUAGGCUGGGACUAGCCUCUACAUAAGAAUAGUGUUGAACUGACACUAGCGUAUUAAUCUUUUAAUUAGAUGUAUUAUUAUCUAGUUUUAUUUAGAUGUUAUUGUUAUGCAAUGCAAGGCUUGGACCCCACUUAUUAUUGCUUAGCAUAAAUAGAAUAGUUAUUUUAUGUCUAGUUACAAAUCAAGUUAUUCGUCUAUACUCUGAUUAUUAUAUUUUAUAUUCUUUCAUAACAUUUGGAUGCAUGGAUGAAUGAAUGUAGAAUCAAUAGUAAAAGCAGAGCAAGCUAUGAAUACGUGUCAGUAAGCAAGUUACCAAAUGGCAGAUCAUGCUGAAGAUGGCUAAAGAACCAGUUGGUGCCAGACGAGGAAGAGAUCAUCAGCAGAGACCAGCUUAAAACAAGGCCUGGACAGCAUCCCAAGGCUACAGGACUCCCUUUGCGAUGGGCAUGGCCUACUCCGUGAUAACAGAGGAACGCUGAAUGAUGCUAGCGCCUGGGGCAAUGAUGCAUGAGCUUGACUUCAUGCCAGAAUGGAAAAGUACCCUAGUCUCAAACAAAGACUUGUAAUCUCUAUGAAAGAAGAGACUUAACAGUAUAAAGGUGGGAACUCACUCUGCAAACUUCACGGAAGCAUGGGUGUGUCUGUACACCUUGCUUCCAAUGGGAUCUCAAUAUGCCUAGGCUGGCCACCUAGAGCAAAUAUUGAGCAACUGACUUUGGUAACUAUAACACCUGCAGAGAGAACGAGAAUAAAUGUCUAUAUGUAUGUAUUGUUUUAAUGCUGUUGUAGUCUCAAUAAACACAGCAAAUUGCUUUGUCCCUCCUGA
Molecule: messenger RNA, 6142 nt
Organism: Alligator mississippiensis (American alligator)
Lineage: Eukaryota; Metazoa; Chordata; Crocodylia; Alligatoridae
Product: zinc finger protein 3-like
Exons: 8
Coding region: 583-2586 (667 amino acids)
Biological process (GO): negative regulation of transcription by RNA polymerase II
Molecular function (GO): DNA-binding transcription repressor activity, RNA polymerase II-specific
Source: RefSeq, a predicted model, not a curated record